AUGAACCUCGAACUCCUCAAUCCCUUCACGACCUCCUUCCCCGAGAACUUCGACUCGUCGGUCGAUGUUGCCGGACUCUGCGCCCGCUUCAACCCUCGAGGCCUCUUCGCGGGACACUAUCUGGCGGUUGGGCGGCUGGACGGGGUGGUGAUCGUGCUGGACUUUGAGACGAAAUGCAUUGUGCGGUGGCUCGAGGGGCAUGUCAAGGCGGUCACGACAGUCUGCUGGUCAAGCAACUCCCGCUACCUCUUGACGGCUUCGCGAGAUUGGAACGCCAUCAUCUGGGAUCUCUCAGCAUCAGCGGCGGAUACGGUGGAAGGCGAACGACGACAUACGGUCCGUUUUGAUGCGCCAAUAACGAGCGCAGACCUGCACCCGCGGAAUAGCAAGAUGCUGGUCGUCACUCUGCACGGCCAGACGCAACCUGUCUUUGUCGAUCUGCGGGAAGGUGGUGGGCGAUGGGAGCUCGAGCCUCCGCCAGACGAGGAGGAAGUGCAGGAGGAGGAAGACGACGAGGACAUGGAGAUCAUUCGCGAGGUGGCCACCUUUGCUCGCUUCAACCCUCGAGGCGACUUGAUCUACGUCGGGACCUCGCGAGGAAACAUCCACAUAUGGGACGUCUACACGAAGGAGUGGCUCUGGACCGAGUACAUCGGUGUGCCAGCACCGGUCAAGCAGCUGGCGUUCAACAAGACCGGCUCGUCCAUCAUCCUCAAUUCGAACGACCGCUGCAUCCGCCUCAUCGCCCUCUCUCCCGAUCCCCCUGAACCGCCUUCCGACGAAGAAGAAGCCGCAGAGUUUGAGCUUCCGCCUCCACGACCACCUCGGAUACCGUAUUUCGAGGUCGUCCACCGAUUCCAAGACCUCGUCAAUCGAACGCCUUGGAACGGCUGCGGGUUCUCAAGCGACGGCGAGUACAUUAUCGGAGGCGCUGGUCACAAGGCGGCGCACAACAUCUACAUCUGGGAUCGCGAGACGGGCACGCUCGUCAAGAUUCUCGAGGGUCCGAAGGAUCCGUGCGAGGACCUCGACUGGCACCCUUCUCGCCCGCUCAUCGCCUCCGUCUCCUCGCUCGGCAUGAUACACACGUGGGUCACACCGAUUGUCGAGAACUGGAGUGCGUAUGCGCCUGGGUUCGAAGAGCUAGACGAAAACCGCGAGUAUGAGGAGAAGGAAGACGAGUUCGACUUUGAGGACGAGACCGCUAUCCGCCGACGAGCCGCCGACCUGCAAGACCACCCCGUCGACAUUCUCUCGCACACGACGCCUUCAACCCGAGCCGCGAUUGUCGAACCCUGGCCCGAAGACUACGAUGGUGUCGACGCUUACGAGGACUACGUCAUUCAAGACGCGGAAGAUGAUGAGGCGAAGGGUCAGGCGUUCUACCCGGCGCCGAUCUUGCUGGACGAGGCAGACUUGGUCGCGCUUGAGCCUGCUUCGCCCGAAGCCAGCGGCCGACGACGGUAG
Messenger RNA from Rhodotorula toruloides NP11, 1467 nucleotides. Its product is annotated as Set1C complex subunit Swd1. NCBI's taxonomy places the organism in Eukaryota, Fungi, Basidiomycota, Microbotryomycetes, Sporidiobolales, Sporidiobolaceae. Gene Ontology annotation, molecular function: protein binding. Bases 1 to 1467 code for a protein of 488 amino acids. Gene Ontology annotation, cellular component: Set1C/COMPASS complex. The record is from RefSeq and is a predicted model, not a curated record. The transcript has 10 exons.